Cooperia oncophora is the source of this 891-nucleotide messenger RNA. The record is from the annotation of a GenBank genome assembly. NCBI's taxonomy places the organism in Eukaryota, Metazoa, Nematoda, Chromadorea, Rhabditida, Trichostrongylidae.
AUGUCGUCGGUAUCUUCCGACAUUUCUGGUCUUGCUGAUAUUUCGUUUCGUAAGGAGAGUAUUUGUGAAGAACCGUCACCAGUCGACCUAGAGGUCAAUGAAGCGAUUGCACUUCAUCGCUCUCAGGUGCCCAGAUGUACAAGAGUGGAAGAGAUCGUGGCUGGUAUUACACAUUGCAAAAAUCGUCUAAAGGAAUGCAUGAACGAAAAGAACUCACCUGUGAAACAAAUGUAUCUUGACAAGAUUGUUCAGCUGAGUCUGGAAAAACAAACCUUGGAGGAAAAUGGUGCGAAUGGUGAAGAUACGGUAAUCAAAAUGCUUGGCCAUGAGUUUGCUCUCCAACGUAGCUCUGGCCGUCGUAACCCUUAUUGCGAAGUAUGUAUGAGUACAAUCUGGCGAAUGGUCCAGUCAUGGCGACGAUGUAAAGCAUGCGGUAUGCGAGCCCACGACAAGUGUGCAACUGAGGUGCAUCGAGUAUGUGCGGGUGUUGUCGCCUCUCGUCGAGAUUUCCGGCUGGCGUUGGCCAUCUGCGAGGAAAGGGGCCUAUGUGCGCAGGACUACGCUUGUGCCGAAUGUGAGACUCCGCUAGCUUACGAGGGCUGUGCCAAUAUGCAGCCUCGUCUCUGUGAAUAUACCGGAAUGUUGUUUUGUUCGAAUUGUCACUGGGGUGAUACCUGGUCAAUCCCAGCAAGAAUUAUUCACAAUAUGGACGCAAGACCACGGCCGGUUUGUCGUGCCGCAAAGCAGUUAUUGGCUAUUGUGGAUAAUAGACCAUUAAUUGACUUGUCUGAGGCACAUUCAUCCCUUACUAAAUACCACAAGGAACUGCGAAGGGUGCAGCAACUGCGACGGAACUUUUUAUUGAUGAAAUGUUAUUUUGUCAGCUGUCGG